This is a messenger RNA of Phytophthora nicotianae INRA-310, 3042 nucleotides long. RefSeq lists its product as hypothetical. NCBI's taxonomy places the organism in Eukaryota, Oomycota, Peronosporomycetes, Peronosporales, Peronosporaceae. The record is from RefSeq and is a predicted model, not a curated record. Gene Ontology annotation, molecular function: protein binding. Bases 1 to 3042 code for a protein of 1013 amino acids. The transcript has a single exon.
AUGCUGAGUCGUGGCCAUCGCGUGCCUCGACGGCUAUUGGAGCUGUCUCUACGUGCGGCCAGCGCCUGCAAUGGAAAUUCUACGUCGGCCGUUCUUUUCUCUUCACAACGCGGUGCUGCUCGUCGUGCACCACCCAGUAGAAGCCUCAAUUCCUCACUAGCUCGGUAUCAGCGCCAGUCUCCGCUCACCAAGCGCGUGCUGCAACUUCACAGCUUCUCCCAAGUCACAUCCAGCUGCCCACCAGUACCUCAGGACGAGUAUGACGAACUUAAGAGCUUUCUGGCCGAGCCUGUGACCUCAGGCCCAGCAAUGGAGCGAGCCAAGGAGAUCGUCACGGGCUGGAUGCAGCAAUACGUGGACCCGGCCAUGCCCGGACAGGACGCCACUGUCAUGGUGAUGGUGGCCGACGCCAUAGAGGACCCACAAUUCGUAAUGCAAGUGUACACGUGUCUACGGGACGCUGGCGUGUCGCCUUCGCCCAUUACGCUCGAGUACUCGGCCGCUGCUUGUGCACAGCUCGGACAAUGGCGCACAGCACUGGAGAUCAUCGAUUUCAUGCACCAAGCAGUGGAGAUCAUGCAGCCAUCGCCUGAUAUCUACGAGAAUGCAAUUGCAUCGUGUCACGUGGCGAAGAAAUGGAUGAGAGCGAAGCACUUACAUGAAGAAAUGAGGACGUACGGAUUAGAGGCGUCUCCAGAGCUGCAUGUGGCGUCGAUUCGACUCUGUAUUGACAUUAAAGAAGCCACAGCAACGCAGGUACUUCUUAAUGCAUUUUUGCGCGCAUACGAUGAAGAACUGGAUGAGGACGAGAAGCAGGAGAUCGUGACUGAUCUCUUCCACGCCGCAAUGGACGCGCAGUCACUGCCACAAGCGCUUUUCUUUCGCGACGAGUUGCUAGCCAGACACUAUCCCGUUUCGAAGGAGCUCUAUUCGCGACUCAUUCAUCUGUGUGCCAUCAAGCGACAAUGGCACAAGGCACGUGCAUUAUUGCAACAGUUUGUGAACAUCAACGCACCCCCACCAAAAGCAGCCCCAUCUAACAGAUACACGGACGACAUUUACCGGUUAUUGGACGAGAUGCAGACGCACGCCAUUGACAUCCCGCUGAUAGUAUACAACGCUGCACUACGGAACUUCGGCCAGAUAUCUCUACUUGAAAACGCUCUCUGUGUUUACUCGGAUAUGCGUGGACGCAGUAUAACACCGGAUGCCACGUCAUAUUCGGCGUUGAUGUGCUCCUGUGGCACCCAAGUGGAGCAAUCGGAAGCCUUCUUCAGUGAAUUACUGCGUGAGAAAUGCGAUCCUACACUUGACGUUGUGCACGGGUACUUACUGGUUCCAAGUCGUGCGAAGCAGUGGGAAGAAGUAUUAAGAAGAUACGAUGUCGUGCAGAACGGCGAACCUCUGUUCAAGGAUCUUCCACUCGAAUCCGACGUUCGCAUCCAGGCGCUGGUUGCUGUUGCGUACGGACGACUUAGUCGGUCAGAGGAAAUGCUUCGUGUCUUCACGUCCAUGAAAGUUAAGGGCAUGGAGCCCAAUCUGUACGUGUAUGGUGAAGCGAUGGUUGCGUACAUUCGACAAGAUCAAUGGCGACAUGCGCUGAUGCUAUUCGACCACCUUUUCCAACAACAGACGCCGGAGAUGCAAGAGAAACGGGUGCUGGAGAACUUCCCAAUGCUGUGGGACUAUGCCAUACUAGCCUGCAUGUUUGGCGAGCAAACGCAGCGCGCAGCAAUGCUCUACGACACGAUUAUAGAGCAGCGUGUUCCGAUCUCCAUGGUGACUGGCGAGCGUCUUGCAGCGAUUUUAACAAGUAUCCCGCCAGAAACACUAUGGAAAUCGUUCAAGUCGAUCCCAUCUCUACAUCGAACAAAGACGAACGAGUGUUUGAACCCGCGAGUACAGAACGCCGUGCUUAAACGCGCUGUGGAUGAGAACGACAACGCUCUAGCAGAGCAAAUUGUGGCCGACGGUAUGCACAGGAUGAAGAUUCGACCCAACUCGAUGACGCUCGCUUUAAUGCUGCGUCUGUAUGCAAGUCGAGAAGACCAGGAGAAUUUCCACUCGUGGUGGUGCAGAAUGGAAGAAGCCAAGGUGAAGCCGACCGUGCAUAUCUUCGGCGUGUUGCUGCGUCAGCUAGGAAGUCUUAGUGUGGACUGCGAGGACGUGGCAUACCUGAACGCUAUCGGAGGUUUUCUGAUGGAAAGACUCCAUGGGAACUCGAUCCAGAGUAUCAAGAAUGUUGGAAGCAGAAGAGAGUACGCAGCCGAACUUGGACGAGCAGUAUUGGACAUUAUGGAGGGUCGAGGGAUGAAUCCGGACACGAUAUGCUUGCAGAACUAUCUUCUACUUAGUCAAGAACCGGAGCAUGUAGCACGUGCUCUAGCUUUUGUAGAAGACGCGAUGUCGGCUACUAACCAAGAUGAUGGAAGAAGUGCUCAAGACUGUGUGGAACUCACACCGCGGUUACUACAUACGCUGUUUAUAGCGCUGAGUAACUUCCCCGAUGGACAGCGUGUGCGUAACCUCCUGAUAAGAAUCGUGAGAGACCUGCCGAAUGAGCUCUCUGAAGAUGCUGUAGCUGCUUUCUGCGCUGCGAAUAAUGGCCAUCACGCGUUGCAACUCCUGCGCGAGUUGCUGGAUGCACAAUGUGCUCUGAAAGACGAGCACGUAUUGUUUUUCCUUACCAACAGCUACACGUGUGAGGCUUCGUCAGUGGAGACGGAGACUUCUCGUCCACGGAGUGGAAAUGGAGUGAUAGUGGGCAUGGCCUCGCUGUUGUGUAAGAGCGAGACUGUGAAGAUGGAGGCGGGGUGCUUGGCUUUCCUUAUUAAGCACGUUGUGGAGUUGUCCAAGUGGCAGCAGCGAGAUGUGUACGAAACAUCAACGCAGGAGGAGAUCGAUGCCAUGAAGAAGUUGCUGGUACGUGCUUUUUCGGAUUUCUCCAUCAACCAGGUGACGGAGUUCCUUUCGAAGGUGAUUGAUAGAGACGAUCUUGUUCAUGUUGUGAGCGUCCUGGAUGAACUGCAAGGUGCGCAUUAG